AGACGGUUAAGUCCUCUAGUCCGUUCGCUGACUCCUCAGCCGCAUCUCCAUGCCGGUACUCCAACCGUCUCUGCCGCAACUGACUUCAAGCCUUUGAGACCCUUGCUAUAGUCGACAACGUCCGAGCGUCCCCGUUCGGCGCCGGCCGUCGAGUCUCUGCUCGCAUUCCGUUUUCUUUUUCGAAGGCUGUUCGAUUUCGUGUCAAACGCCAACUGUUCCGGAAAUGGGGUGCAUCAGUUCGUCCCUUGCCAAAUCUGAAGGAGGAGAGAGGAAGAUUAAGAUCCGGAAACCUAAACCGUGGGUACAUCCCGAGCCAAUCACUAGGACGCGACUUGAAAGUAUGCGUGAAGAAUUUUGGGACACUGCUCCGCACUAUGGCGGUCAAAGAGAGAUAUGGGAUGCCCUGAGGGCUGCUGCUGAAGCAGAUUUGACGAUGGCUCAGGCAAUUGUGGAUAGUGCGGGUGUGAUCGUCCAGAACAGAGACCUCACAAUAUGUUACGACGAGAGAGGCGCAAGAUAUGAGCUUCCCAACUAUGUUCUGAGCGAGCCCUCUAACCUGAUCAGGGGUUAGGUUAAGAUUCUCCACUUGCAACACAACACACACACACACAAAAAAAACUCUCUGAACACCCGACAAUAGAGGGUAAGUUUCUCGUUAGGAUAGCAAUGACAGGUUUCCUCUCACUGUCAUUUUAAUGCAUAUAAUCUUCACUCCAUUGAAAAUUGCGUGGGAUGGAAAAAACCACAUUUUUCCAUUCCACGUGUCGUCACCGUCGCUGGAUGCCGGCGGUGAACAUUGCUGCCGCCGGCGUGAAUUAAAGUGCGCCGCAAAGUGACACGUGAUAAUCCAUCUGUGAACUAUAAAAGCAAAAAGUGUUGAGAAAAA
Messenger RNA from Tarenaya hassleriana, 886 nucleotides. RefSeq names its product ubiquitin domain-containing protein 1-like. Bases 224 to 571 code for a protein of 115 amino acids. NCBI's taxonomy places the organism in Eukaryota, Viridiplantae, Streptophyta, Magnoliopsida, Brassicales, Cleomaceae. The record is from RefSeq and is a predicted model, not a curated record. The transcript has 3 exons.